Molecule: messenger RNA, 969 nt
Organism: Charadrius vociferus (killdeer)
Lineage: Eukaryota; Metazoa; Chordata; Aves; Charadriiformes; Charadriidae
Product: histamine N-methyltransferase A-like
Exons: 8
Coding region: 1-969 (322 amino acids)
Molecular function (GO): N-methyltransferase activity
Source: RefSeq, a predicted model, not a curated record
AUGGAUCCGGCCCCGGAGAUGAAGAGGAAUAGGUUCCCCAGCAUGAACUUUGAAGCAGAGAUUCUGACAGCUCCACACGAUAAUUCAGAGCUAUAUGUGAUCCCUUCCAUGAGAAGUCUCACAGCUGAGGAGUAUGUAGAAGCCUUUAAGUCAUUUUUGGAUCAUUCAACAGAGCACCAGUGCAUGGAUGAGUUCAACAAGGAAGAACUGCCCAACAUCAUGGCUGGUCUCGGCAAUGGAAAAUCAACUAUAAAUGUUCUGGGAGUUGGAAGCGGCACAGGUGAACAGGAUUUGAAAAUGAUCAGGAUACUGCAGGCUGCGCACCCGGGGGUCCUCAUUGACAACGAAAUCAUAGAGCCCAACCCACAACACGUGGCAGCUUACAAAGAGUUGGUGAGUCAAGCUCCAGACCUGCAGAAUGUCUCCUUUAUUUGGCACCAGCUCACUUCCUCAGAGUAUGAACAACAGGUGAAAGAGAAAGGCGCACAUAAGAAAUACGACUUCAUCCAUAUGAUCCAGAUGCUGUACCGUGUGGAAGAUAUUCACAAUACUAUCAAGUUUUUCCACAGCUGCCUUGACCCUCAUGGUAAACUCUUGAUCAUAAUUUUAUCAGACAGUAGCGGAUGGGCCAAUUUAUGGAAGAAGUACAGAGACUGCUUGCCUUCCACCGACAGCGGCCACUAUGUCACUUCCAACGGCAUCACGGAUGUUUUGAAGAUACUGGGUGUUGAAUACCGCGUUUAUGAGUUCCCGUCAGGCUGGGAUAUCACCGAAUGCUUUAUUGAGGGGGACCCGGUUGGAGGCCACAUGAUGGAUUUCCUGACAGGGACAAAAAACUUCCUGGGCACAGCCCCCCCGGGGCUGCGGCGGCGGCUGCAGGAGGCUCUCUGCCAGCCCGAGUGCAGCAGCAACAAGGAUGGGAGGAUCAUCUUCAGCAACAACUUGAGUAUGAUUGUGGUUGAAUCCUAG